UUGUCAGUCAGUUGAGUAUCCUCUGACACCAAUGGACUCUUCCUCCCUCCCCAAGCGCCUCCCCGCCGACUCUUCCACCGUCGCCUCUGCCGAGCCCACCGCCAAGCGGCGUAACCAACCCACUGCCACCUCCGCCGCCUCCGCCGCCACUUCAUCUCCUCCCACCGUGGUUGCGGCGGGGGCGGCCAAACCACAGGUCCUCUUCCGCAUCCUCUGCCCCGCCACCAAGACAGGCGGCGUCAUCGGAAAGGGCGGCGCCAUUAUACGGCAGUUCCGGGAGGACACCGGCGCGAAGAUCCGCAUAGACGACUCCGUCCUCGGCUGCGACGAGCGCGUCAUUCUCAUCGUCGCCGAUGCCGUGAAGUCCAAAAGGGAAGCGUCGGCAAUCUGCGGUGCCGAGGCGAAUGAUGGUGAAGAAUCGGCGAAUUUGAGCAACUCCAGUCCGAAUCCAGUGGCAGUAGACGAUGACGAGUCAUCGCCGGCGCAGCAGGCGCUGGUUAGGGUUUUUGAGAGGAUUUUGAAGGUGGAUGAGGAGAGGGAGGAGAAGGAAAAGAAGGAAGAUUUAGGCAAUGUGGCGGUCUGUUGUAGGCUGCUGGCGCCGAGCAAUCAGGUUGGUUGUGUGCUCGGGAGAGGAGGGAAGAUUGUGGAGAAGAUUAGGCAGGAGAGUGGAGCUCAGAUUAGGGUUUUGCCCAAAGAUCACAUCCCAGCUUGUGCUUCGCCUGGAGAUGAGUUGAUUCAGAUAACUGGAACCUUUCCAGCUGUAAGGAAAGCACUUUUGUUGGUUUCAAGUUGUCUUCAGGAUAACCCUAGGGCAGAUGCAACCAACUCGGCGGCAGCCAAGCCAACUGGAGGCAUGCUUCAUGGAAAUGGUAUGCCUGGACAGCUGGACUCAUUCCCUCAACGAGGUUAUGGAUCUAGUCUUCAUGGUCCUGAUUAUCAUUCCAGGGGCUAUUCUUCUAUGCCAGGCCCUGAAAAUAUUGGUGCCAAUCACAGAAUGGUACUGGAAGAGGAGGUGGUAUUUAAAUUAUUGUGCCAUUUUGAGAAAGUUGGCAGUCUGAUUGGAAAAGGCGGUUCUAUAAUAAGGUCUUUGCAAAGUGAAACUGGUGCAUCUAUCAAGAUUGCUGAUGCUGCACCUGACUCAGAUGAACGGGUUGUUGUGAUAUCUGCACGAGAGAAUUCGGAGCAGAAACAUUCACCUGCGCAGGAUGCUGUUAUACGAGUGCAUUGUAGAAUAGCAGAGAUUGGAUUUGAACCUGGUGCUGCCGUUGUUGCUAGGCUUCUUGUUCAUUCACAGCAGAUAGGUUGUUUAUUGGGUAAAGGAGGUAUCAUUAUUAGUGAAAUGAGAAGGGCUACCGGUGCUAGUAUACGCAUUUUUGCUAAGGAACAAGUUCCAAAGUGUGGUUCCCAAAAUGAUGAACUCGUCCAGGUUAUUGGUAGUUUGCAGUCUGUACAGGAUGCUUUAUUUCGUAUUACAAGCAGGAUUCGAGAAACCAUAUUCCCUCUGAAACCAUCCAUUUCAAAUGUUAACGGCCCACCAUACAUGUCUUCUUUUCUAGAAAUACCUCCCCCUAUGUUUAGACCAAGGCAUGACCCAGCAUCUCCUGGUCAUUACUCUUCCCCUGUUGGAGUGCCACAUGGGAUUGAUCGUUCUGCUGUUCCAGGCCACCCCCUUGAUCACCAGUCCUCAUUUUCACACGGUGUGGAUCGUAUAGGUCCAUCCAAUCUGGACCGAGCUCCCUAUCCUUAUGGUGGUGACAGACCAGGACAUGGUCCACCCUUCGACAGACCAUCUUCUUCUCCAAGAAUGUGGACUCCUCAGGGUGUUAGCGGGAACCUCAGGGGCACUGACAUUGGUUCAGGCGGCUUGGCUUCAAGAAACGGACCUCCUGGAAGUGGAAGUCAGGCACCGAACAUUACUACCACAACUGUUGAGGUCGCUGUCCCUCAAGCAUUGCUGAGCCAUGUCUAUGGAGAGAAUAACAGCAAUCUGAACCAGAUCAGACAGAUCUCUGGUGCAAGGGUCGUCAUUCAAGACCCAAGAACUGGAAGUUCUGAAGGUGUAGUUGUGGUAUCUGGGACACUAGACCAAACUCGAGCCGCUCAGAGCCUUGUUCAAGCCUUCAUCCUCUCCGAACAAAUGACAACGUAACGAUAAUCAGUUCUGGUAAUUCAUUAACCUACUUUAUAUACCAGAACUGCAGAUUUCAUUCCUUUCUUCUUUGGAGAAAGGGAAAUGAAAAUUUGGGAAAAGCUACAAAUUUUAGGUUAGUGUUAAUCCUUCAGAUCAUUAUUCACGUCAUUAGAAAUAAGCUAUAAAUUGAGAUUGGUGUCAAUAUUUUAUAUUAUCAUUCAUGCCAUUAUGAAUAAACUACAGUUUUGUCAUAAGGUUUGGAUGCUAUUAAAAUCUAUGAAAAUUUCACAGAUGAAUUUUUAUGA
Molecule: messenger RNA, 2436 nt
Organism: Vitis riparia (riverbank grape)
Lineage: Eukaryota; Viridiplantae; Streptophyta; Magnoliopsida; Vitales; Vitaceae
Product: KH domain-containing protein HEN4
Exons: 7
Coding region: 32-2149 (705 amino acids)
Biological process (GO): regulation of gene expression
Cellular component (GO): nucleus; cytoplasm
Molecular function (GO): mRNA binding
Source: RefSeq, a predicted model, not a curated record